CCAGUUGCCAUAAAGCAAGGAAAUGCAAGAGCGGCAAGUCACAUCCCUCUAGCCGUGGAUGCCUUGCGAGCAGACUCCAAGCUGGCGUGAUUGCUGCCAGGCGUGAUGGCGCGCUACCUUGCUUCACGAGCAUGGGCUAGCUCUGCAGCUGCCUGUACUGGGUUGGGCGGCGCCGAGGCUGCAGUCGGGCCGGGCGUGUGGGCGCUCCUCGGACUAGCAGGCGGCGCAAGCCCCUCGUGGAGGUGCAUCGCCUCCCAGACCCCACAGGCGGCAGCGCAGCAGGAUAAGGAGCAGCAGCACCAAGAAGAGCCGCUGUCACGGCAUGAGGCGGCGCCUCAGCCGGCACAGAAACGCGCAGGCGUGCCAGGUGCCAGCAGCAGCCUCAGGGACGAUGUGGCGUACGGGAGCAUUGGCGGGCGUGUCAGAAGCCGUCCGGCCGUCGCCGACACACGCACUCCUGACACCGCCAGUACUGCGGGCAGCGCCAGCACUAGUGCCCCUGACUCAAGUAGGGAGGGUUCAAGCUCUGCCGCUAGCAGCAUCAACAGCAGCAGCAGCAGCAGCAGUGGCAGUAGCCCUGCCGGCUCGAGAAGCACAAAAAGUGCCGUGCGCGGAGCAGACAUCCUGCACCGAUUCCGCGAGGAGGGUUUCGCUGCCACGCCGCCAGUGAGCUUCAUCCGGGGUAUGCCCGCACCCACAGCCAUGUCGUGGCUACGGCGGCGCGGCCCCGAGGUGCCACACGCCGUGCUGUACCGCCUGUUCCGGCAGCGCCAGGUGCGGCUGUAUGAUGGAGAUAAGGUGGUGCGGGUGCGCGGCUGUCGCCAGCUGGCCAACGGGGAGCAGUUGCUGUUCCCCGCCUCGCUGCGGCCGGCGGCCGAGGCGGGGGCCGGACCCGGCGGCGGCCUGAUGGAGGCUGCAGGGGCGGGGGCGCGGGACGCGGCAGCGGCGGGGCGUGCGGCGUCCCACGGCGAGGCCGGGCCCGGACCAGGCAGCAGAGCGGGAAGUGCUGGUGUGGUUGUAGGGGCGGGGGCGGCGGUCACCGCCGCCGGCGUGACGGCGGCCGUCGCGCAACGGAGCACGCUGUUCAAGCCGGCAGGCGGGGCAGCCGCAACAGCUGCAGUUGGUGGAGCCGGCGGUGGUAGCAACAGUGGCAGUAGCAGUAGCAGGGGCGGCAGUAGCGGCCUGCUAACGCCGCAGCUGCUAACGCCCGAGCGUGUGCGGCGGUGGGUGCUGGGCGUGCAACCGGGGCUGGUGUUCAUCAACAAGCCCGCCGGCGUCCGUGUGCACGGCCGCGCGGCUGGGGACGUGGACAGUGCGGGCGGCCGUGAUGGCGGCGGCCCCACCCUCGAUUCAGUGAUGGGGGAAGCGCUCCGAUUUGGCGAGCAGGAUGAGCCAAAGCUGGUUCACCGGCUGGACGCACAGGCCAGCGGCGUCAUGGUGGUGGCACGCAACGCCGACGCCGCCGCCUGGCUCAGCGCGGCCUUCCGCGGCAAGUCGCGGCAGGCGCUGGCGGAGGAGGAGGGCGAGCAGGGCGAGGACGCACGAGGCGGCGGGCGCGGGCGCGGGCGCGGGCGGCAGGACCCCCGGGGGCGGCAGGGCCGGGGGCGCGACGCUGACGACAUUCCCGAGGACUUGUACGUGGCCCGCACAUAUUGGGCCUUCCUGGCCGGUGACCUACAGCCGCGGCAGUCGGGGCGCAUCAGGUUCCCAGUGGCGGUGGACGGGUCCUUCUACCCCGCCGUCAGCAGCUACCGGGUGCGCGGCACCGGCUGCGGCGUGACCUGGGUGGAGCUCACGCCGGAGACAGGCCGGCGCCACCAGUUGCGCAUCCACUGCGCGCGCAAGCUGGGCGCGCCCAUCAUCGGCGACGGCCGCUACGGCUACGGCGGCCUGCCGCCGCGCCUGGGGCUGCGCGACCGCCUGCCGCCCGAGUGGUGGGCGCUGCUGGGGGAGGACCCCCGCGUGGUGGCGCUGCGGCUGCAGCAGCAGGCGGCGGAGCAGGCGGAAGCGGAAGUGGAGGCGGGGGCGGCAGUAGCAGGCGCAGGGAGCGGGGGAGCGAGGGCUGGCAGGGGCGGCAGGGGAAGGUCGGCAUCGCCGGGGGCGGCACGGGCGGCGGUGCCGAGUGUGCCGAUUAUGCUGCACGCGCGCGAGCUGGUGAUUAAGCGGCCCGGCAAGUCGCCGCUGGUAGCUGUGGCGCCUCUGCCGCGCUAUGUGCGCGAGCUGAUGGAGGCGGCGGGCUGGCCGCUACCGAGGGACGGGUGAAGGGUGACGGCUGCAGCGCGGCGGCAUCGGGAGUGUGUGGAGGGCAGCCUAGGCAAGGCGGUGGUGGUGGUACUGGUGACCGGCGUGGCAAUCGGCGGUGGGUGGUGGGCUGCGAAUUUGUGGGUUUGGGUGUCGCAGCAGGAUACAUGGAUGCGGAACUGGCAGGAUUGGCUGCGGUGGACUGCAAGGUUGGCAAGGUCAGCUGUGCGCCGGAAAUGCUG
Messenger RNA from Chlamydomonas reinhardtii, 2483 nucleotides. RefSeq lists its product as uncharacterized. The record is from RefSeq and is a predicted model, not a curated record. Gene Ontology annotation, molecular function: pseudouridine synthase activity; RNA binding. Gene Ontology annotation, biological process: pseudouridine synthesis. NCBI's taxonomy places the organism in Eukaryota, Viridiplantae, Chlorophyta, Chlorophyceae, Chlamydomonadales, Chlamydomonadaceae. The transcript has 8 exons. The coding region runs from base 106 to 2262 and encodes 718 amino acids.